Molecule: messenger RNA, 1940 nt
Organism: Fopius arisanus
Lineage: Eukaryota; Metazoa; Arthropoda; Insecta; Hymenoptera; Braconidae
Gene: Y-y
Product: protein yellow
Exons: 6
Coding region: 71-1405 (444 amino acids)
Cellular component (GO): extracellular region
Source: RefSeq, a predicted model, not a curated record
UCGCUCAGCACCUCUUGGACUCAGUUGUCCUCAUUCCGCUUUGCGGUGCACCACCAAUCAUCGAUCAAUCAUGAAGUGUGUUUCACUGGUUAUUGUUACAAUUACUGUGUGUCUAGAUAAUGUCUUGGCAUUGUCACCUGAUCAGUAUGGACUGUACGGUGCUAGUGAUUCUAAGGGAAAUGGAUGGGGUGCUAAUUUCGGACGUGCACCCAUACUUGAGAGGUACUCUUGGAAUAUGCUGGACUGGGCAUAUCCAGAUCAAUUGAGCCGCGAUGCUGCUCUUGCAAGCGGUGACUAUAUACCCCAGAAUGGACUUCCUGUCGGCAUCGAAAUCUGGCGGAACAAGCUCUUCGUUACCGUACCGAGGUGGAAGAAUGGUAUACCGGCAACCUUGAAUUACAUAUCACUGGAUACCAAUCGUGGUGGAUCACCAAAGCUAUCACCCUAUCCAAACUGGGCGCAGAACAAAGCUGGCGAUUGUGGUAGUGGUCUCACCACUGCAUACAGAAUUCAUGCGGACGAGUGUGACAGACUUUGGGUACUCGACACUGGCACCAUUGGAAUAGGAAAUACUACUGUACAAGCCUGUCCUUAUACGCUUAAUGUAUUUGAUCUUACCACUGACAAGAUACUCAGACAGUAUAAACUCAGGCCAGACGAUAUUAAUAUGAACACUUUCAUCGCGAAUAUUGCUGUGGAUCUGGGCAAAGGUGGCUGCGACGAUGCUUUCGCCUACAUGUCCGACGAACUGGGGUACGGUCUGAUAAUCUACUCCUGGGAGAAUAACACCUCCUGGCGAGCUACUCACAGCUAUUUCAUGCCCGAUCCUCUAGCUGGUGAUUACAACAUUGGUGGAUUAAAUUUCCAAUGGGGCGAGGAGGGAAUUUUUGGGAUGAGCCUGUCCCCCAUUGCCUUAGACGGCUACAGAACAUUAUUCUUUCAUCCUCUCAGCAGCAAUCGUGAAUUCGCUGUGUCCACCCGAAUUUUGAGGGAUCCAGUUCUCGCUCUCGACAGUUACCAUGAUUUCCAACCCCUUGCUGAACGAUUCAUGGGCCAUUCAACAUCGGAAGUGAUGGACGAGAAUGGCCUUCAAAUAUUCAAUCUCGUCGAUCAGAAUGCCGUUGGCUGUUGGAACUCUCUUCUCCCUUAUUCACCAGCUAAUCAUGCACUAAUAGCACGACACGACGAGGCACUCAUCUUCCCAGCUGACGUCAAGAUACGACGGGGAAUGGUCUGGAUAAUCUCCGAUAGAAUGCCAAAUUUCCUCCUGGCUUCUCUAAACUACACAGAUAUCAACUUCAGAAUAUUGACAAUGCCUCUGUCAGCAGCUAUUGCCGGAACGGUCUGCGAUCAUUCCCCUUGGAGAUUUAUUGGUAAUAAUGCACUCUGGUGGGACCGGCGAUGAUGAAAUCAUGAGUAGGAGCUCAAGCAAUGCUUAGUCGCGGGUUUUACUCCAAUUCCAGGGGAUGUAGACUAUCUGUUAUUUAAUCAUGCUUUUACAAGUAAUAAUAGUUGAAGCGUUAAUCAUGUUCCCAAUUAAAAAAAAUUCAUCAAAAAUUAUGUACGAAAAAAAAUUUGUUUGAAUGUAGGAUAUUUUAUACUCAAAUCUAGUGCAUUUCAUUUUCAUAUCACAUACUACAUAUUGUAUUUAAUUAUCUGUUUUAUGCUUACGAAAUUUGACCCCGUGAUUAAUAAUUAACUCAAGUUAAUGAGCGUUCGUAGAAACAGCUGUAGUAUAUUAUAAUUAAUCUCCUACUUUUUCUAUGUCGAUAUGGCAUUGAAAAUGAAAUGUACAAGAUUAAAGAAUAAUAUUUUCCCGCGUGUGUAUCAACAUACGUCAUUUUCAGUUAUGUAAAUGUUAAUCUGCUGUGCUGUCGAAGAAUGGACACGAGAAUAAUGAUUUUUGGAAAGGUGAAUAAAAAAAAUGUUUACGACAGUCA